Messenger RNA from Suillus plorans, 341 nucleotides. RefSeq lists its product as uncharacterized. NCBI's taxonomy places the organism in Eukaryota, Fungi, Basidiomycota, Agaricomycetes, Boletales, Suillaceae. The transcript has 2 exons. The record is from RefSeq and is a predicted model, not a curated record. Bases 12 to 227 code for a protein of 71 amino acids.
CAAGAUCCAAUAUGCCAUUGUUAACGAGUUUAAAGAAUGCACAACCCUGCAUUGCACAUCGUCACCGGACUAUCAUUGGAUAUGACAGGAUAUGUGUGAUGGAUGCUGGGACGAUUGCUGUACGUCCACAUGUCUUUAAGUUGUUCUAUUCCGUACUAACCAUUCAUUCCGGAAUUGUUAAUAUCUUCGCCAUGCCAGAUGGUAUAUUCCACGGAAUGUGCGAAUGAUCUUCUAUCACUCUUGAUAAGCAUGCAGCGUAAUGUCUCAUACGUAGACUAUAGACUACAUACAGAUUCAAGUACAUCUAUAUCAUUUCUGCGUGAACACCGUAAUACUGCUCA